AGCCUGUUCUGUGGUAGGCUUGGGUAUAAAAUCCCAAAUCCCAUCAGCUUCUAGCUGCUGGCAAAGAGGCUCACUACCAGCAAACAGAAUGGCCUUUCAUUCUGUGCUUCUCGUUUUCUUCGCUGGACUGGUAUUUCUGUCUGAAGCUGCACCAUUGGUUUCCCAUGGGUCUGUUGAUUCCAAGUGCCCUCUUAUGGUGAAAGUUCUGGAUGCAGUUAGAGGAAGUCCAGCUGCCAAUGUAGCAGUUAAAGUGUUUAAAAAGGCUGUGGGUGGAAACUGGCAGGACUUCGCUACCGGGAAAACCACAGAAUUUGGGGAGAUCCAUGAGCUCACAACAGAUGAACAAUUUGUAGAAGGCGUAUACAGGAUUGAGUUUGACACCAGCUCUUACUGGAAGGGACUUGGCCUUUCUCCAUUCCAUGAAUAUGCUGAUGUGGUUUUUACUGCUAAUGAUUCCGGUCAUCGUCAUUACACCAUUGCUGCUCUCCUCAGUCCCUUCUCUUAUUCAACUACUGCUGUAGUCAGUAACCCACAGGAAUAAGUAUACACUGAAAUCAUCCCAAAAUAUCCUCCAUUGAUAGAAUUACUAUAGGUUUUUAGGAGGAGGUUAUUUCCUAUAACUAAUGGCAUGCCUUUUUGCUACAGUAGUCCUUAUCAUUUUGUAACCUGGCUAAAAACUCAGGCAAGUCAAUAAACGUUUAAAGAAGAAA
Chelonia mydas (Green sea turtle) is the source of this 710-nucleotide messenger RNA. RefSeq names its product transthyretin. The record is from RefSeq and is a predicted model, not a curated record. Lineage: Eukaryota; Metazoa; Chordata; Testudines; Cheloniidae. Bases 89 to 541 code for a protein of 150 amino acids. The transcript has 4 exons. Gene Ontology annotation, molecular function: thyroid hormone binding. Gene Ontology annotation, biological process: purine nucleobase metabolic process.